UCCAAAUCAGCAUGACACCACUGAUCUCUUCCGCCGCACAGCCUCGCGAAAACCCAAAGCCUGAAGAGCAGAAAUUGGAGGAAUCAACAGUCUCUCUAAAGUCUAAACCCAAUCUCACCAUGAAGAGUAUACCUCUACUUCUGAUGGGCUGUGGUGGUGUUGGGCGCAAGCUCCUCGAACACAUUGUCUCUUGCAGAUCCCUUCACGCCAAGCAGGGACUCCACCUUCGAGUUGUAGGAGUGUGUGACAGUAAAUCAUUGGUUGUUGCGCCGGAUAUGCUUACAAUGGAGCUAAAUGAUAAUUUUUUAUCAGAAGUUUGUCGGGUCAAGUUGGAUGGUUCAUCUCUAUCGACGGCUGAUCAAUUUGGAGAGUGCAGAGUAUUUACUAAACCGGGGUUAACAGAGAAACUUAUAGGUGUUGCAUCUCUUUUGGGUAAAUCAACAGGUCUAGCCUUUGUGGAUUGUUCUGCUAGUUCUGAUACUAUUGGAAUGCUAACCCAAGUAGUCAAUUUGGGUUGUUGCAUAGUCCUGGCCAAUAAGAAGCCUCUUACAGCAACAAUGGAUGAUUAUGACAAAUUGGUAGCACAUCCUCGUUGCUUGCGGCAUGAAUCAACUGUUGGUGCUGGCCUACCAGUUAUAGCAUCCUUAAAUCGCAUACUUUCGUCCGGAGAUCCAGUGCAUCGUAUUAUUGGGAGUUUAAGUGGUACAUUGGGAUAUGUGAUGAGUGAACUUGAAGAUGGUAAACCGUUGAGCCAGGUUGUUAAUGCUGCGAAAAGCUUGGGAUACACCGAACCAGAUCCACGCGAUGACCUCAGUGGGAUGGAUGUUGCCAGGAAGGCUUUGAUUCUUGCUCGGCUUCUUGGCAAUCGGAUUAAUUUGGAUGACAUUAAGAUUGAGAGCUUGUACCCUGAAGAUAUGGGUCCCAAUGUAAAGUCAGUUGAAGACUUUUUGAGCAGUGGACUUGUAUCACUUGAUAAUGAUAUCCAAGAGAGAGUUAAUAAGGCUUCUUUGAAUGGCAAUGUCCUUCGCUAUGUCUGUGUGAUAGAGGGCUCAAGGUGUGAAGUUGGUAUUCAAGAGCUUCCUAAGAAUUCUCCAUUGGGAAGAUUAAGAGGAAGUGACAAUGUGCUGGAGAUAUACAGCCGGUGUUAUAAUGAACGACCUUUGGUUAUUCAAGGUGCUGGAGCUGGCAAUGAUACCACAGCAGCUGGUGUUCUUGCUGAUAUCCUUGAUAUUCAAGAUUUAUUUCCGUGACAGAAAAUGGGAGACUGUACGACCAACGAUUUAGAAGUUGAAUCUCUCUACUUCAACAGCCAGCAUAUACAGAAAGUCUCAACCAAAAAGUCUCAGAAAGUCUUAUACUUCGCGUAAAAAAUUGUGCAAUGCACCCUCUUGUUGAGCGUGUCAGCCUUUAGUGUGCCAAAGGCUGGAGAGAACUUGAAGUUUGGACAUGAAAAACCUUGCGGAGAUAAUAAUAUGUACCGAAAACUUUGAUAAAACCUUGUGGAAAUAAAGAGUUGGCAUUUAGUUUUGAGUC
Messenger RNA from Tripterygium wilfordii, 1533 nucleotides. RefSeq names its product bifunctional aspartokinase/homoserine dehydrogenase. The record is from RefSeq and is a predicted model, not a curated record. Gene Ontology annotation, molecular function: aspartate kinase activity; homoserine dehydrogenase activity. The transcript has 12 exons. Lineage: Eukaryota; Viridiplantae; Streptophyta; Magnoliopsida; Celastrales; Celastraceae. Bases 12 to 1250 code for a protein of 412 amino acids. Gene Ontology annotation, biological process: aspartate family amino acid biosynthetic process.